This is a messenger RNA of Adineta steineri, 1836 nucleotides long. The record is from the annotation of a GenBank genome assembly. NCBI's taxonomy places the organism in Eukaryota, Metazoa, Rotifera, Eurotatoria, Adinetida, Adinetidae.
AUGGAUCAUGAACAAAGCGAUAAAAAAUGGUCGAAAGUUAAUGGUAUUUACACGAAUAUUCAACAGAUUUGUGAUUCACUCAAACAAUACAUUAAUCAACGAAAUCAAGAUUUGAUUCCAAUGAGUUUUGUAUCAAUGAAUCAUGAUGCAUCAGCAUAUCAAGAUUUGGAUCAACUCGAACCAACGUUCAUGUAUUCAACAUUACUCAAAGAAAUUCUUUUAGAACUCAAUUAUAGUGAUCAAGCCGUUAAAGAAUUGACCGACGACUGUCGAGAAAAGUACAAAGAUAACGAUUCACAAUUGGAAAUUAUUGAUCAGUUCGAACAAGAAUAUCAUCAACACACUCCCAUAUGGUGGUAUACUCUUGAAGGUUUUACAUAUCAAAUGCUCAAUCGUGCUCUACGCACAUUAGAUGUGAAUGUUAUCGUCAAAAUGGGAUUUUUCGUUCGAGACAUUCAUGAGCAUAUAGAAGAACUUCAUUCAAAACAAUUUCAAAGUCAACAAAGUCCAUUUAUGCUCUAUCGAGGACAGGGUAUGAUUAAGAGUGAUUUCGACAAAAUGAUCAACACUCAGAGAGGUCUUCUAUCAUUCAAUAAUUUCUUAUCUACGAGUAGAAAUCGAGAGGUUUCCUUUGAAUUCGUUACUACUACUACUCUUAACAGGCCUGAAUUGAUUGGCGUUCUCUUUCAAAUUACAGUUGAUCCAUCGGUCCUAUCGACACCAUUUGCACAAAUCGACGAUGUGAGCUACUAUCAGGAAUCUGAAGAAGAAGUUCUAUUCUCUAUGCACUCUGUUUUUCGAAUUGGUGAAUUCAAACAAUUAGAAAAUCGUAUAUGGGAUGUGAAACUGACAUUGACAUCGGAUACCGAUCCACAGCUUAGUAUUCUUACGACACGUAUGCGAGAAGAAGUGGUUGGAUCAACAGGCUGGCAUCGACUCGGUAAAUUGAUGAUUAAAACUGGAAAUUUUAAUAAAGCCGAAGAAGUUUAUCGGAUGCUAGUCGAAGCGACAUUGUUUGAUGCUCACGAAGAACUUUCGUUUUUAUAUAAUCAACUUGGCUCAAUAAAAGUCAACAAAGCAGAAUAUGAUGAUGCAAUACAGUACUAUGAAAAAUCACUCAAAUCGAAGAAAAAAUAUCUUCCUUCGACUCAUCCUGAUUGGGGUACUAGCUAUAAUAGUAUCGGCUUGAUGUACAACAGCACGGGAGAAUACACGAAAGCACUUUCAUGGCAUAAAAAGGCGCUUGAAAUCCGACUACGAUCUCUCAGUUCACAUCAUCUUGACUUGGCUGAAAGCUAUAACAAUAUCGGUGAGGUGUAUCAUAACAUGGAAGACCACUCCAAAGCAAUUUUUUCCUAUCAAAGAGCGCUUGAAAUCCGAACAAAUUUUCUUCCUUCAAAUCAUCCUGAUUUGGCUGAGAGCUAUAACAAUAUUGCUGAAGAAUAUUCGAAGAUGGAGCAAUAUACAAAAUCACUUUCAUCCCAUGAAAAAUCGCUUCAAAUUUUACUUAAAUCUCUUCCUCCAAAUCAUCCAUAUGUGGCUAUGAGUCAUGACAACAUCGGCUUGGUGUAUGCCAAGAUGAAAGAAUUCUCGAAAGCACUUUUUUAUCAUCAGAAAGCGCUUGAAAUCUUCCAACAGACACUUCCUGAAAAUCAUCCCGAUCUGGCAAUUACACAUAACAAUAUAGCUAAAGUUUAUAAUUCUACUCAUGAGUACAACACAGCAAUGGAACAUGCUGAACUCGCUAUUGGAAUGAUUCAAGGAAAACUAAUUGAUAAUCAUCCACGCUUCAUAGAAUAUCGAAAUCUAGUUGAAGAAAUACGAAAAAAAUUGUAA